UACAUGUCCUCAUGGCUCUUGCUGCAUAUGCGUCAAUUUUCAUGGGCAAUGCCUUGGAAGGAGGCUUGCUUCUUGCAAUGUUUAAUCUUGCCCACAUUGCUGAAGAAUAUUUUACAAGCCGGUCAAUGAUUGAUGUCAAAGAAUUGAAGGACAAUUAUCCCGAUCAUGCACUAGUGUUGGAAGUCAAUGAUGAUCAGCCGGUUCAAUUUUCGGAAAUGAAUUACAAAAAGAUUCCUGUUAGUGACCUUGAAGUUGGAUCUUUUAUUCUGGUCAGAGCUGGUGAGGCUGUGCCAGUGGAGAGUGAGAGUCAAGGAGCAUCUACUGUUACUAUUGAGCAUUUGACUCGAAGCAAAGCCACUGAGAGGAAAGUGGGGGAUGCUAUCCCUGGUGGUGCGAGGAACUUGGAAGGAAUGAUGACUAUAAAGUGGUUUCCAGCUUGUUUUAUUGAUAAUUCUCCACUCAUUCUUUCUAGUUAUUUUCAUUCUCUCUUCCCUGCUUCUUCCAAAGUAUUGGUUGGGGUUGUCUUUCCAGCUUAUGCUGCUAUCGCAAUAAGUUCAUGUGCAAGUAAGGGAAUACUGCUAAAGGGAGGGCGUGUAUUAGAUGCCCUUGCAGCUUGCCAGAUUAUUGCAUUUGAUAAAACUGGGACGCUUACAACAGGAAAGCUUAUGUGCAAGGCCAUUGAACCCAUUCAUGGGCAUUUUGUUGGACUGAACAAGUCUCAUUUUUCUUCUUGUUGUGUUCCUAGCUGUGAAAAAGAAGCUCUAGCUGUAGCUGCAGCCAUGGAAAAGGGUACCACACAUCCGAUUGGAAGAGCAGUUGUUGAUCACAGUAUGGGGAAAGAUCUUCCGAACGUCUCCAUUGAGAGCUUUGAGUGUCUUCCUGGUAGAGGUCUUCUUGCAACUCUAUCUGGUAUUGAGAGAGGACCUGGAGGUGAUGAGCUCCUAAAGGCAUCAAUUGGCUCUGUGGAAUACAUUGCAUCUUUGUGUAAAUCUAAUGAUGAAUCAGAAAAGAUCAGGGAAGCAGUAAGGAUGUCUGCCUAUGGUAGUGAAUUUGUUCAAGCAGCAUUAUCUGUCAAUAAGAAGGUCACACUUUUUCAUUUUGAGGAUGAGCCUCGACCAAGUGUUGCAAAAGUGCUAACUACACUAAAGGAUCAAGCAAAAUUGCGAACAAUUAUGUUAACUGGCGAUCAUGAAUUAAGUGCAAAGAGAGUUGCUAAAGCAGUGGGUAUUGAUGAAGUUUAUCACAGCCUUAAGCCUGAGGAUAAGCUCAAUCAUGUGAAAUCGACAUCUAGAGAAACAGGUGGAGGCUUGAUAAUGGUUGGUGAUGGUAUUAAUGAUGCUCCUGCUCUAGCUGCAGCGACUGUUGGAAUGGUGUUGGCUCAGCGUGCUAGUGCGACUGCUAUAGCAGUUGCAGAUGUGCUUUUACUGCAAGAUAAUAUUUCUGGUGUUCCUUUCUGCAUUGCAAAAGCUCGCCAAACUACUUCACUGGUGAAGCAAAGUGUAGCACUUGCUUUAACUUGUAUAAUUGCGGCUUCUCUUCCCUCAGUGUUGGGUUUUCUUCCUCUAUGGUUGACGGUUCUGCUGCAUGAAGGGGGGACGCUUCUAGUCUGCUUGAAUUCAGUUCGUGCUCUUAAUGAACCCACAUGGUCUUGGGUUCAGGAUCUUGAGCACCUAAUAAGUCAAGUCAGAGAAUUCGCAGCUCACCUUUUGAAGAGACAGCCUCCUUCCAGCACCAUCCAGGCUGCACCCUUGUAAACUUGAGAGUAUGUGAUUUUUAGAUGGCAAACCAAGACAAUCUUAUUGCACAUUGUUGAUACAAGUUCUUUGUAUUUUUGUCUAGAAAUCAAAAUAAAUUUCACCUUGGUUUGUCUUC
Molecule: messenger RNA, 1872 nt
Organism: Dioscorea cayenensis subsp. rotundata (Guinea yam)
Lineage: Eukaryota; Viridiplantae; Streptophyta; Magnoliopsida; Dioscoreales; Dioscoreaceae
Product: probable cadmium/zinc-transporting ATPase HMA1, chloroplastic
Cellular component (GO): membrane
Molecular function (GO): ATP hydrolysis activity; ATP binding; transporter activity
Source: RefSeq, a predicted model, not a curated record